GUAAACAAAAUCGCGCAUCAAAAAGUAUGUUUUAUUUCACGGAUGGGCGUCCUGCGUACGGAUAAUGGUGUUUGUUAAUCGAUUGGUUUAGCAAUUCCUUUGGACUGAGCAUUAAAAUUAGUGCAAAGACCCGUUGUCGACGGUUCAACCAUGAAUAUCACUCCGGAAUCCUGCCGGCUAUGCCUGUCGGCUGAAGAACCGACAAGCCCAAUCUACGAGCAGCUGAGCCUCUCGGAAAUUACCGAGCUGCUGCAGGAUACACUGAACAUUCAGAUUUCCAGUUCGGAGGACUAUACCAACAUCUGUAACAACUGCGAGAUGAAGGUGAAGCUGGUAUUCAAUAUUUUUUCCGAGUUCCGGCAGACCAAUAAAAUGUUCUGUGCAUUUCUAGAGCAAAAACAUUCAUCAAUGGGUAUACCAACAUUGGGCGAAUCGAAAUGCGAUAUCACCAUAGUAUCAGUCAUGCCUCUGGAACCAAUUAUCGAGGAGAAACCCUCCGCGGCAUCAAUGGAAAUCUUGGUAAAUUCGCCGCCUUCCGCUGUUGAGAAAAAGCCAAGAGUAGUGCAAAAGGUUGAGGCAUAUUAUAGCAGCGAUGAUGACGACAACGACAAUCCUGAUGACGAAGAUUACGGGGAAUCUUUCCAGCAGCAGGAUUACUCGAGCGGGGACGAAGAUAUGAAACCAGUAACGUACAAAUCGGUGUCUUGCUAUAUUUGUUCGACCUUUAGCGGAACGGAAAAAUCCCUAAAUGCUCAUUUGAAGGAUCAACACAGUGAACUGUCUCCAUACUAUUGCGAAAAAUGCCUCGUUGGACUAGAUAAUCUGCAAGCUAUCAACCUACACUUUCAGGGACAUAUGGUACCCUUCGGGUGUUUAUUCUGCGAGGAGAUGUUCAAAGAUGAAGGUGAAUUGCUAACUCACCAGUCAGCAUGUACCGGAUAUCGUUGCAAUUCUUGCAAGCAGGUGUUCCAAUUUUGUCAAGCUCUUAAAGAUCAUAAAAACUGCAAAUCAGCCAGAGCAGUUCGUAUGCAAACUAUAACUUCAAUGGUAGGCUCCCGCCGUAAUCAGAGUCGUUUCAUACCCCAAGCCUGUGGAAUGUGUAACGAAGACAUGGGCAAGAACAGUAGAUUGGCAUGUCACUUCGAGAAAGAACACAAAGAUUAUCAGUUUAAUCUACACAAGUGCGAUCUCUGCUCCGAGAAGUUCACAAUACUAUUGGCCGCUCGAAUCCAUCGACUGUCGCAUAAACGCGAAGGCCCCCUUAAGCAACGUAAAAUUCCGAUCGUCGAACGGAACGAGUGCACUAUUUGUUCUCGGAUUUUCAGAUUCAACAAAGAGCUGUUGGCCCAUAUGGAAACGGACCAUGCUGAGGCAGCGGUAGAAUUCCACCAGUGUACCAAAUGCAGCAAAAAGUUUACUUCGGAAGCAAAACUGCUCAAACACGACUACAAUACUCACCAGGGCAAGCAGCCUCAGUUCUUCUGCUCCUACUGCGGUCGUGUUUUCAACAAGAAACUUGGUUUAAAAGACCACGAGAACCUACACAAAGGCAUCAAGACGUACCACUGCGCAGAUUGCAACAAGGACUUUACCUAUAAAAGCACUUAUGAUCGUCACAUGCAAGUGGUACAUAGUGACGCCAAAGAUUUCGUUUGUCAGUAUUGUCAUAAAAGUUUUAAACGAAAACCCACGCUGAAGGUGCAUCUGCGUUUGCACACCGGCGAGAAACCGUACGAGUGCGAGUAUUGCGGUCGUCGCUUUGUCGACCCCAGCUCGUUCCACAAACACAAGACGAAGGAACACGGUUGGAAAUCGCCGGCCACAUUUGGGGCCCCUUGAAUAACACUUGAACCCCUCGAAUAUCCAUAACAGGUAGCAGGUAAGUUUGAAAUUUUAUCAGCGUCAUCUACAUUUAUACUAUACGUUCUGAAACCUCCUAUAGGCAUUAGCAUUGUGUAAUAUAAGUGAUCGUAAUAGUGGUUGGUAUU
Molecule: messenger RNA, 1988 nt
Organism: Uranotaenia lowii
Lineage: Eukaryota; Metazoa; Arthropoda; Insecta; Diptera; Culicidae
Product: zinc finger protein 497
Exons: 5
Coding region: 151-1839 (562 amino acids)
Biological process (GO): regulation of transcription by RNA polymerase II
Cellular component (GO): nucleus
Molecular function (GO): zinc ion binding; RNA polymerase II cis-regulatory region sequence-specific DNA binding; DNA-binding transcription factor activity, RNA polymerase II-specific
Source: RefSeq, a predicted model, not a curated record